UCACAUGGAAGAAAUCAAAUGCGCUGACUUCAGCACAGUUUCGUUGACGGAGUUAAUGCCGUAUUUUGAAGAGAAUGGAAAUCAGAAGAAAUGAUCAUGAGUACUGAGGCAGACUUGUGGCGUCAGUAUUUAUGUGUAUGGAUGAUAUGUUUAACAUCGUGUUUUAUUAACGGCAGAUGAUUAAACCCUUCCACGCGGGUUUCAUCAGCAGCAAUAUUUUGAUAACAUAACUGAUCAGAGUUUUUCAUCGCUAGACUGCUGUUCGUGAAUGAUUUAGUUCGGUGGUGAAGGUCAAUAACGUGUUGGAAUUGUGAAAACUGCACACUGGUUCCAUUUGCAACAUUUUGUUUACGUUUUUCUCGCUAUCAAUAUGACGAAAAUUGUUAGAUGGCGCUGAACACCAUUACUGGAAUACUGGCCAAUCAAAUUCGAAGACCGAUGUUGGCGGCACAUUUGAUGCUACCUUUUGGUGGGAAGUCACUUUGCGCCAAGAGGAAUCAAGCAAGCAGACCAACUUUUUUUCUGGACGACACACUUUUCGAGAAAAUGUUGGGAUCUAGUCAACUGAAAACCAUUAAAGGGAAAGUGUUUGAGGAAGAAGACAUAACUACCCUGCUCCCUAAAGGAAAGAAGGCGUGCACUAUCUCUGUAGAAGGCAAUAUUGGGUGUGGGAAAACAACUCUACUAGAGUACUUCAAGGAAUCUCCAAAUGUGCAGGCAAUACGUGAACCUGUUGAACAGUGGACCAAUGUGCAGGGCCAUAAUGCAUUGGAACUCCUGUACCAAGAUCCAAAGAGAUGGAGUUUCUCUUUCAACCUGUAUGCCCAGCUGACCAGGAUACAGAUGCAUACAUGUGCCCAUAAUAAACCAGUGAAGAUGCUUGAGAGAUCACUAUUUAGUACAAGAUACUGCUUUGUAGAAAAUGACUACAUCAACAAAACCAUCAAUGGACUAGAGUAUGCUAUCUUGAACCAGUGGUUUGAGUUCUUGACUCACAAAAAGAACACACAACUUGAUCUGAUUGUGUAUUUGAGAGCGGACCCCAGAACAUGUUAUGAACGAAUCAAAAAGCGAUCCAGGAAGGAAGAAUCUGGAGUACCAUAUGAGUUGAUUCAGAACUUGCAUGAUCUACAUGAAGAAUGGCUGGUGCAUGAAAGAGUCUACAAGUCUCCUUGUCCAGUACUGAUUCUUGAUGCCAAUAAGGAAUACACACAUAUGACAAAGUUAUAUGAAGACAAUCGACAGGAAAUCUUGUGUGGGUAUAUAUGAAGAUAGUAAUGAUGAGAGGAUACCUAGUGUGACAAAUACAGACCGGAAAUGUGUCUUAAUGUUGUAAACAUCAGGAAUGAAUCGUCAAGAGCUUGGACCUAGAUUACACAUGGCCAGUACUCCUAAUACUGACGCAGCACCAGUGUGUUGUAAGACUUGUGUGUCAUCAAUCAUCAGUCAUUAUACUACUGAUCUCAUUGUUUUUGUAUAUUUAUAUAUUGAAGGAUAUUACACAAACCAGAAUGUUAUCGCCCUAUUCAGGGGUUUUCUUAAGGAUUUGACUUGUCCAGAGGGCAAGUACCCAGGAAUUUUUACUUGCCCCCACAGAAAUGGGCUUGCCCUAUAUAAGUGUACACUUUUUUUAUACGGACAUGCGUUCAAAUAUUUGGUAUUAUACAGAAUUUUGAUAGAUUAUAAAGGUAAAAACAAAUUUACAUCUGAUUUUUUAUCUAUCCACAAGGGAGUUUAAUUUUAACUCGACAAACAUCUCAUAAACUUAAAUUGAUAUGAAUUUCAAACAAUUUAACAGUGCCCUUGCAACUAGCUAAAUCAAAAUAAAAACAGACAUUUGCAGUUAAAAACACAUUUUGCAUAUAAAUCUUAAUUUAUUCACAUAGGAGUUUAACUUUAACUCAACAAUCAACUUAAUAACUUAAAAUGAUAUAAAUUUCAAACAUUUAACAGUACACUUGUGACGAGCUAAAUCAAAAACCCUGUAAAAACACUAAUUAACAGCCUAUACUUUUCAUUUUAACUUUAAUGCAUCUGAAUUACAUGAUUUUCUCAGACAUUUGCAGUUUUAUUUUCAGAUUUGAAUACAAAAUAAUUUGAAAUCAUCCUAAAUUCCUUAGAAGCAAUCAGCAUUUCUUAGAUAGGUAAUGUACAUUCCUGAAUUUAGUCUUCAGUCGCGAGAUGGUUUUUUCAUUAAACUUCGAUAGAGCUUUCAUUGCUUCCAAUUUUUCAACAUUGAAUGGUUUAUUCUUAUGCUUAAUGACAUUUCCAGAGCUGUUUCUGAGCUUUCCGUUUGUUCUUUCGAUGAUUCAGUUGAUUGUUUUUGAAAUA
Molecule: messenger RNA, 2331 nt
Organism: Ylistrum balloti
Lineage: Eukaryota; Metazoa; Mollusca; Bivalvia; Pectinida; Pectinidae
Product: deoxynucleoside kinase-like
Exons: 10
Coding region: 388-1269 (293 amino acids)
Cellular component (GO): mitochondrion; cytoplasm
Molecular function (GO): deoxynucleoside kinase activity
Source: RefSeq, a predicted model, not a curated record